This is a messenger RNA of Mandrillus leucophaeus (drill), 3675 nucleotides long. Its product is annotated as ubiquinol-cytochrome-c reductase complex assembly factor 2. Lineage: Eukaryota; Metazoa; Chordata; Mammalia; Primates; Cercopithecidae. The transcript is spliced from 5 exons. Gene Ontology annotation, cellular component: mitochondrial matrix. Gene Ontology annotation, biological process: mitochondrial respiratory chain complex III assembly. The coding region runs from base 16 to 582 and encodes 188 amino acids. The record is from RefSeq and is a predicted model, not a curated record.
CACACGGGGCCCAAAAUGGCGGCCAGCCGGUACCGGCGUUUUCUUAAGCUCUGUGAGGAAUGGCCAGUGGACGAGACCAAACGGGGCCGGGACUUGGGCGCUUACCUGCGACAGCGGGUAGCACAGGCCUUUCGGGAGGGAGAGAAUACCCAGGUUGCAGAGCCUGAGGCCUGUGAUCAGAUGUACGAGAGCUUAGCGCGACUCCAUUCAAACUACUACAAACACAAGUACCCUCGCCCCAGAGACACCAGCUUCAGUGGCCUGUCGUUGGAAGAGUACAAGCUGAUCCUGUCCACAGACACCUUGGAAGAGCUUAAGGAAAUGGAUAAAAGCCUGAGCUCAGGCCUUACCUCGCCCACGUAUCUAGGUGUGGAGUCUUGUACAUUGCCAUCGUCAAUAAAACUGCCCCAGUUUCCCCAUGACCUUAUGGUUUGGGAAUCUCCUCUAGCCUUCCCAGAAAGGAAGGCUCUAAAGAAAGUUUCAGCCUCAGAAGGGAUGGUGAUUGGGCUGUCUGCUGUCACUGCUGCUCAGGGGAGGGAAAUCUCCUGGGGAGAGGAAAUGCAGGUUUCCCUCUGGGCCUGACAAGGGAAGGUAAUGGGGCCUCCGCACAAGGUGCUUCCUGCAGGACCACAGGAGCCCUCGCCCCUCCAGCAGGGGUCUGGUGCCUCCUGGCAAGAUACUCGGGCUCCCUUUUGUUGUAGGAGCUCCUGGGAGGAAGCCAAAAAUAGCAGUGAAUACUGAAAAGGGCAUCCUGUUGCAAACAGAAAGCAUCAGGGAAGUGUGAGGCCCAGAGAGGCAAAAAGCCUGCUUGGCCCUCAUCCCCACUGACUCAGAGGACGAACCUCAGGCCUCUGUCCCUGACCUUGCAAAAACCCACACUGCCCAGUUGGCUUAAGGGACAGGGAAGCUAUAGACAGGCCUUGGCCAGGCGGGGCCUCAGCUGCAGUUGGCUUCAGCAUUGUGGGCAGGUUCUGUAGGUGGCCACAAGUCAGAGGCCCUGCUGGCUGAGGACACACACAGGGUCACCUCAUUAUUCCAUGGAACUUUGGCUCUUACUGAUAGACACAUUCACUUUCCUAGUUGAGCAUUCUUCUGUCUGGAACCGUGAGGGACCAGGCUGGGCCCACAGCGCCCCUGGUGGGUACAAACUAGAAGUGGGUUCUCAACCUCGUCUGUGUCUAGACUCCUCAGGAUGUUCUGAAAUGCAUAAAAUAAAAUCGACAGGACUGCAGUAGAAACUAGUUAUGCCUAAAUGCAGUUCUGGGUAGGGAGAUCUCAGGGGAGGACCCGAGACACGAUGUCACUCAGUGCAUCUCCCGAGAGCCUGAGGAGAGGCCAGGCCAGCAGGGAGGGACUCUUGUUCCUGUCUUCUGCCAGUGUGUCCUGUUAAUCCCCACAGCCCCCAAGGGAGUGCAGGAAACACAACCCUUUUUAACGGACUAGACUUCUAUUAAUUUAUUUAAGGCAAUUAACAUAUUAGUUCUCAGGCCAAAGGAUUUGUAAAACAUUACACCAAAAGGAGAAAAACAAGCGGUCAUGAAACAGCCAUGCGAACGCCGCUCAGCCCUUGUUUGCCUGGGCAUACAACUCUCCCCCAGGAAGCCUGGGAAGAGGCAGGUCCCAGGAGCAAGAUCGUCCAUCAUGGAGUCAUCAGGCCACCUACAGCCAUGCCAGGGUGGCAUGGACACGACAGUGAGGUCUGCACUGGCUACAGCAGAUCUGAGGCACGGAGGGAGCUGUACAGCCAUGGGCAGGGCUGAGCACAGCACCCUUGGAAUAAGUUAAAUAACAAAGCCCUAAAAUCACUAGUAACAGCAUUACUGCCACCUCCCCCAGAGGCUGGCAGCAGCCAAAAUGUAGUGCUUGGAGAUAAAGGGGUGACCCCACUUUUAACUACCCAUGAGGAGGACUACAAAGAGUUGUCAGUUAUUGCUUUAAGGGACAAAGGUCUCUAGGUAGGAUUUGUCUUCUGCUAAGGCAUUAAGGUAAACUGAGUCCCAGUGAACUUUCAAGUCUUUUUUUUUUUAAGGGCUCUAAGCAGGUCUGUGAGCUCUGAGGCUCCCCCUCCAUGCUGUUGAAAGCGUGGGUGGGUGUCGGGGUGUCUGGCAGAGUGGGAGUGGAGGCUGGCCAGCUGGCUGGGCCACCCAACCCGGGGGAGGGGGCAGUGUUCUUCACAAUCGCAGUCUCCAGUGAUGAGCAUCCCCUGUUGGGGCCUUCAGUGGCUCUUCUCAGCGGCUCAUGCAGUUCUGGACAUCCACAAAGCCUAGGCGUUGCCUGCGUUUCCGCUGCUCUGUCAUCUAGGGUUAAGCAGAUGCCAACAGGCCCGGUCAGGCCUCCUGGCACCUUCUCUCCAUGGGUGCUGUGGAAGGGCUUGGCGCCCGUCUUCCUCUGUGGGCCCAGCUGCUAUUCAGCACUGGCGGUGGGCCAGGGCCCCUCGGGGUACUUUAAGGAUGUCGAUGUCAGCACCAAACCCUUGUUCUCAAUUAGCGUGUCACAAACCCCGGAUCUGAUGCAGCUGGGAAACCAGCCCACUAACAGGCUGCCUCAUCUUCAUGCAGGCACUGCCAGAUGCAGAGGAGGAUGUCUAGGCAAGAGGGCCUUAAACUCAGGAAUCCCCUCAAAAGACCUGCCUGGCAGCUGCAAGAGGAAGGGGAUGAGAGACAGAGGGCCCCACCACCCUGUACUAAGUUUCCACUUGGCCUUGUCUUUAACGGCCCAAGGCAGGGGUUGUCAACCCCAGUCUGACUUGCCAUGUAGGGGAGAGUGGGUUUGGAACCUACCCUCUCAUCCAGGGCCAGAGGCCAGUGGGGAAGAGGGUGGGGCAGGAAGGAUGAAGGCAGGCAGGGGCUGCCCAGGGAUAGAGCCCAGGGUGGGCCUGGGAUCAAGCAGGGUGCAUACCUGCUCCUUGAGCUCGUUGAGCUGGGCAGUGAGGUGGGACACCAGCUUCAUGGUGGAGUUGAGCUUGUCCUGGAGAAUCCGAAUCUCAUUCUGCUCCCCCUCGCCCUCGUUGCUGACAAGGGACAUGGCCCGCAUCCGGGGGAACCAGUCCAGGUUCUUGUUCUGAAAAACAUCACCAGUGGGUGAGCAGGCAUGGGCCCAGCCCAGAAAGGCCUCAUUUAGAGUAAUGUGGGGGGAGGCUUCUGCCACACCCUUGACAAAAUUACUCGUCAGGGAUGUGUCAUGGGAAAAUCUGAAUUGACCUGGUCCUCCCUGGGGCCAGAGUGAGCUGGCAGUCAACCCUCUGUCAACCCUCUGCCACCGAGACAGGCUGACUUCCGUUAGACAGCGUCGGCAGCUGAGUUUGAGUCCUUCGCUGGUAUCAGCACCAUCUGUUUACUCUCAUAACACCCCCUGAGAGGUGGAGGAAGGCCUCUGCACCCAGACAGACCCUGAAUCUCCUUCCUUCCUUCCUCCUGCCCGCCUGCCUGACAAGCACGCCCCACGCCCCGGGAAGACACAAGUUAGACAGAUGGCAAACGGAGGGAGCGGGAGGCUCCGCUGAGGAAAGCUGGCAUCUGACACGUGUCUGGGAGGCAAAGCCACGUUUCCCAGGACAGAGGAGUGGGGAGGGAGGGGCACUAAGCAGUUCUCGGCUUCCUUGUGAGCUGUGAAUCUCAGACCAGCAGAUAAACCUGUACACAAAGAUCAGCUCGAAAUACAGACUUAAACGACAAA